UAAAUUCUAAAACUCGGAUUUUAAACAAACAAACAAACGGCAGCUCAUUUCAUUUGCUCCUAGAGCCGAUUGCAUCAGCUGAAAUUUAGAAAAUAUUCCACCAAUUUGAAUACCACUCCAACUAUUGGAUCUGAUUAGAAACUAGAUGAUUUAUUGUUUCAAUAUGAAAACUAAGAAAACUAGGCAUCUGACAUUCAUGCUUAUUUCAUUUGCACGACAUUCACGAGAUUAUUUUCAUUACGAAUUCAACUACAGAAAACAUUUGAGAUAACACAGUAAAUAUCUGCUAAAAUCUGAUCCCCAUGUGUGUGUAGGCACAUACAGUGUCACAUCUAGCAAUGACAUGCUCGACACUAAUCCUUGAAAUGUUAAAUAUCGAUAGUUUUAUCUUUUGCAGGUGAUACAAUCAAGGUGAUGUACGUGAUAAACUCGAAUGGGAAGAUAUAUUUCUAUUAUGAGAACAUUCCUAUAGGACUUGAGAAAGGAGAUGUUUCAUCGACCUUUGGUUAUUAUAUCCAGUGUGGAAAAGGAGAUUUCCGAGGGCCUACAAUGCGUAUUCCUGAUGAAUGGAUCGAAAGUGGGACGCUAGUGGAAUAUGAAGUUCUCGGUGAUUGUCCAAAUCACAAUUCGUUUGAAGCAUGUCGAGGCGGAGCAACAUCGAAUCCAAAGUGUAUUUGGUGUGAAAUAGCCAAUACAUGCAUCACUAGAAGUGAUAAGGAUAAUCGUGACUUUAAAGAAAAUGGUUGUCGGAAUAAAAGUUCGAUUGUCGAGGUUUCCAGCGAACCGACAACUGUAGCAACUACUGAAACUGAUCUAAUAAAUGAAUUGAAGGAGACCAGUGGAAGCACUGAAUCACAUUUGAACAUGACCACAGAUACAACAAUAGACAUAGAGAAAAGAAAAUCACCGCAAUACGUGUACAUCGUUGUACCAUUAGUUAUAUCUUUCCUUAUUGUAUGCAUUGGUUGUGGUAUUUGGCUGUGGUUCUACAGAAGGAAGAGAGUUUAUGCAUAGUCCCAACAAACAGCUUGUCACUUGUUUUCAUCAAGUUGACUUUGUUUUGUUCAUUUUUUAGUUUAGUAAACACACGUUCUAUUUUGUUAAUCAUUUCAAUACAUUGAAGAUUGUUUCAUGGAACUGCAUAUCACAUUGAUGAUUGUUUACGUAAUGACUGAUGUCACUUUGUUGGUAGAAUAUAAAAAUAUAAUUUUUUGUAUUUA
Schistosoma curassoni is the source of this 1220-nucleotide messenger RNA. NCBI's taxonomy places the organism in Eukaryota, Metazoa, Platyhelminthes, Trematoda, Strigeidida, Schistosomatidae. The record is from the annotation of a GenBank genome assembly.